AAAGUUCUCCAACUUUAGGGAAAAACUGCACCGUCCUCCCGGGUCUUCCAGGGGUGUUUUUUUCUCCACCCUGCUCUACUUUUUUAUCAUGCACAGCAGCGGCCACGUCAGUCAUGUGCUCCUCUCUCUUCUCUGCAUCGGAUUGAGUGCCCAGUCCGAGCAGGAGACGGAUGAAGUGGUUCCCAGGCUGCUGUCCGGUCAGGAGACACACCUGUCCUCCGACCACUCUUUACGCGCGCUGCGGCGCCGCGGACAGCGCUCCCUAAAUGCCACCGCGACGGGGGGAGGAGGAGGACACUCCGACCCGGACAACAUAGUGUUGUCAGUACCCGCCUUCGGAAGGACCCUGUAUUUAAACCUGACGUGGGACAGCGCGUUCGUCUCCCCGGACUUCGUGGUGGAGGAGAGGCGGCACCGCGGCGGGGAGCAGCGCGCCGCAGUGAGCCUCCUGUCCAAGAAGCAGCUCUGCUUCUACUCCGGCUACGUCAUCAACCACACGGGUUCCGCGGCGUCGCUGAGCACGUGCGGCGGCCUGACUGGGCUCAUACAGAUCGGGGAGGACAGUCUAUUCAUUCAGCCGGUGGGUGAAAAUGGCCCCUCCCAGUCGUUCUCGGGACUAAAACACCGGCUGCAGCGACGCUGUGCCAAGACCAGCUCUGCUCCGGAUGCAGACUGCGGGACUGUACGAGGGAAGAAGGAGGAGAAGAUGUCAAAAGUUGGGAAGGAAGGGCGCAGGAAGAGAAACGUCAUUCGCCUGCAUGAAGCAUACACUGUGGAGACCGUGGUGGUGGCAGACUCCAACAUGGUGCAGUACCACGGUGCUGAGGCGGCACAGAGGUUCUUGCUGACAGUCAUGAACAUGGUCUACAACAUGUUCCACCACCAGAGUCUGGGAGUCAGGAUCAACAUUCGUGUCACCAAACUAGUGUUGCUUCACAACCGCCCAGAAAAGCUAAAGGUGGGCCAUCAUGGAGAAAGGUCUCUGGAGAGCUUCUGUCAUUGGCAGUAUCAACAGUUUGGGAGGCUGCGCUACCUUGGGACCAACCAUGUCCCUGCUGGACGGGAAGAUAUCCCACCGGUGGACACCGCUGUGCUGGUCACCAGGACAGAUUUCUGUGUUCAUAAAGAUGAACCCUGUGAUACUGUUGGAAUUGCUUAUCUGGGGGGUGUCUGCAGUGCCAGAAGGAAGUGUGUGUUAGCAGAGGACAAUGGACUCAAUUUGGCCUUCACCAUUGCUCACGAGUUGGGACACAACAUGGGUAUGAGCCAUGAUGACGACCAUGCCACCUGCACUGGUCACUCCCACAUCAUGUCUGGUGAAUGGGUCAAAGGAAGAAACCCCAGUGACUUGUCCUGGUCCUCCUGCAGCCGAACCGACCUGGAGAACUUCCUCAGGUCCAAAUCCAGUGCCUGCCUACUGCACACAGACCCAAGGAGCCGCUACCAGAUCCACCUUCCUCCCAAGCUGCCAGGCAUGCACUACAGUGUGGAUGAACAGUGCCAGAUCCUGUUUGGAACCAAUGCCAGUUUUUGCAGUGAUAUGGAGCACCUGAUGUGCGCUGGCCUGUGGUGUUUAGUGGAGGGAGAUUCAGCCUGCAAGACCAAACUGGAUCCUCCUCUGGAUGGAACUGAGUGUGGCGUAGAUAAAUGGUGCAGGGCAAGCGAAUGUGUGAGUAAGACUCCCAUCCCUCAGCAUGUGGACGGUGACUGGAGUACAUGGAGCCACUGGAGCAUGUGCAGCAGGACCUGUGGUACUGGAGUCCAUUUCAGACAGAGGAAAUGUGACAACCCUCCUCCUGGUCCUGGUGGGCGACACUGUCAGAAGCCCAACGUGGAGCACAAGGCCUGUGAACGUCCUCCCUGUCCCAAGGGGUCAACCAGUUUCAGAGACCUGCAGUGUCUGUCCUACGACCGACACGCCAGCAAGAAGAAGAUCAGCUUGCUGACUGCUAUUAUUAAUGAUGAGAAGCCGUGUGUGUUAUUUUGCAGUCCAGUGGGUCGAGACGUCCCGGUCCUGAUGGCUGACAGAGUGAUGGAUGGGACGCCCUGUGGACCAUAUGAGGCGGACCUGUGUGUCAACGGAAGGUGUCAGAAAAUUGGCUGUGAUGGCAUCAUCGGCUCUUCCUCCAAAGAGGACCGCUGUGGUGUUUGUAAUGGAGAUGGACGCUCCUGUAAGAUAGUGAGAGGAGACUUUAACCACACCAAAGGAAUGGGCUACAUCGAAGCUGUGGUUAUUCCUGCAGGUGCCAGGAGGAUCAAAGUUGUGGAGGACAAACCCUUACACAGCUUUCUAGCUCUGAAAGACUCCAGCAAGAGGUCCAUCAACAGCGACUGGAAGAUCGAGCUUCCGGGAGAGUUUGAGCUGGCCGGAACUACGGUACGCUAUGUUAGAAGGGGACUCUGGGAGAAGAUGUCUGCCAAGGGACCCACGAAGACACCCUUACAACUGAUGGUGCUGCUCUUUCAUGACCAGAGCUAUGAGAUCCACUAUGAGUACACACUGUCUCUAAAUACAACGCAGGACAGUGACGAGCACCUCUACAUCUGGACACACAGCAGCUGGCAAGACUGUACUGUCAAAUGUGGAGGAGGUGAGAGGAGGACAUUGGUUUCCUGUACGAGAAUAGCCAAUAAAACAAUGGAGGUGGACAACGAUAGCUAUUGUAAUCCUGAGAACCGACCACUUCCCCAAGUACGACUCUGCAACUCGCACCCCUGCCAGUACCGGUGGUUGACGGGAGAGUGGGGAUCCUGCCCCGUCACAUGUGGCAAAGGCCUUCAGCACAGGAAGGUGGUUUGUGUUUACCACCUACAGAAUGGCUCACUCAUCCACACCAGGGACCUGUAUUGCCAAGAUGGAAAACCUCCGGUCGUGCAGGGCUGUGAGGGCCACCUCUGCCUCCCUGUGUGGGAGGCUUCAGAGUGGUCCAAGUGUUCAUCAGACUGUGGUCAAGGUGUUCACAAACGGACGGUGUUGUGUUCAAACCCUCUGGGUGUAUGUGAUCCUCUUUCCCAGCCCAUUCAAGAGCAGCCCUGUGAGGACCAUUCCAAAUGUUACGAAUGGAAGACUGGAGACUGGUCCAAGUGCUCGUCAUCCUGUGGGAAGGGCCUGCAGUCGCGAGUGGUCCAGUGUAUGCACAAACUGACUGGUCGGCAUGGUGAUGACUGCCCAGUGACGCUUAGACCACCCACCUACCGACCCUGUCACCAUGGUACCUGCAAUGACAAAAUCAAUGUGAACACCAUCACCUCCCCCAGGCUAGCUGCUCUGACCUACAAAUGCAUGCGGGACCAGUGGACAGUGUACUGUCGUGUGAUCCGUGAGAAGAACCUCUGUCAGGACAUGAGGUGGUACCAGCGCUGCUGUGAAACCUGUAGGGACUUUUAUGCCAAGAAAAUGCUGAACAUGAGCUAAUGACCAAAUGCACCCAUUAUUCCUAACGUUCCUUUUUGUAAAUGUUUUUAGAUUUUGUUAGAUAUUAAGUAAAAACUUGAUGGAACUUUUUGUAUUUUAAAAAGGAACAUGGCAAGUACAGACAAAUGUAUAUUAGAAAUGUUACUAUACCCUACUAGAUUUGAUGAAGACUUCUGCUGUACACAGAAAGAAAAUGAAAAGAAAUAUGGGGCCUUUAAUAUGCCAAUCUAGACAGUUUAAUCGCACAUAAUGAUUGAAUGAGUGUUUGACUAUGAGGUAGGCUGUGACAGGUCUAUCAGAUAACAUUAGAAUAUGAGUUAGCCAGAGCUUUCCCCUCUUUCUCGGUGAUGCUCUCCACUGUAUCUUUUACUCUGUUGUUCUGAAUUAUAGCUUAUUGUUGCAAUUUAAAAUAACAAGUAAAUAGCUUUAUAUAAGUUAUAUUAUUAUACUUAAGUAUAACAGUUUUUUUAACGCUUUCUAUUGUUUUUUGAAACAUUCUUAACAUUAUCUAAACUGUAAGUGCAACUGCCAAAAAUGUUUCAUGAGACAUCACAAUUAUAUUGCAUGUCUGCAAAAGGUAGGUAAACAAAUCAGGGCUAUACACACUUUAAUAGAGUAAAUUUAUUUCUACCCAUGUCACAGAUAUUUAUGGAAUAUAAAUAACAAUAAAAAUGUUGAUAAUUGAAUGGAUAC
Messenger RNA from Anoplopoma fimbria (sablefish), 4108 nucleotides. RefSeq names its product ADAM metallopeptidase with thrombospondin type 1 motif, 17 (gene adamts17). Lineage: Eukaryota; Metazoa; Chordata; Actinopteri; Perciformes; Anoplopomatidae. Gene Ontology annotation, biological process: extracellular matrix organization; proteolysis. The transcript is spliced from 23 exons. Gene Ontology annotation, molecular function: metalloendopeptidase activity. Gene Ontology annotation, cellular component: extracellular matrix. The record is from RefSeq and is a predicted model, not a curated record. The coding region runs from base 89 to 3415 and encodes 1108 amino acids.